GAUCUCUCUUCCUCCUACAUGACAGUAGGCUUAUCAUGUGACAGGGGGGCGCUGUGCUCACGUGACUCCACCACCCCGGUAGCCGCUGUAGUGACGUCAGCCAUCCUCCUGCUGCUCCCGAACGGAGACCGAUCGCUCCUUCCCCGCCGCCAUCAUCCUCAUCAUGACGUCCUUCUCCGAGCUCUACUUCAAUGUGGACAGCGGUUACUUGGAAGGACUGGUCCGCGGGUUUAAGGCCGGGAUCCUGAGCCAGGGAGAUUACUUGAACCUGGUGCAGUGUGAGACCCUGGAGGAUCUCAAGCUACAUCUUCAGAGUACAGACUAUGGGACGUUCCUGUCUAAUGAAGCCUCGCCACUUGCCGUUUCUGUCAUUGACGACAAGCUCAAGGAAAAGAUGGUGGUAGAGUUCAGGCACAUGAGAAAUCAGUCGUACGAGCCUCUCGCCAGUUUCCUAGAUUUCAUCACGUACAGCUAUAUGAUUGACAAUGUGAUCCUGCUGAUUACCGGGACCUUGCAUCAGCGUUCAAUUUCUGAGCUUGUGCCCAAGUGCCACCCCUUGGGCAGCUUUGAACAGAUGGAAGCUGUAAACAUAGCCCAGACACCUGCAGAGCUAUACAAUGCCAUACUCGUUGACACUCCUUUAGCUGCAUUCUUUCAGGAUUGCAUAUCAGAGCAAGAUCUGGAUGAAAUGAACAUUGAAAUAAUCAGGAACACACUUUACAAGGCUUACUUGGAGUCUUUCUACAAAUUCUGUAAAAGCCUCGGAGGCACAACCGCAGAUGCCAUGUGUCCCAUUCUUGAGUUUGAAGCUGACCGCCGGGCGUUUAUAAUUACAAUUAAUUCAUUUGGCACUGAGCUCUCAAAAGAAGACCGUGCCAAGCUGUUCCCACACUGCGGUAAAUUGUACCCUGAAGGAUUGGCCCAGUUGGCCAGAGCUGAUGACUAUGAGCAGGUCAAAACAGUAGCGGACUAUUACCCGGAGUAUAAACUGCUGUUUGAAGGCGCAGGAAACAAUCCCGGAGAUAAAACCCUGGAAGACCGAUUCUUCGAACACGAGGUGAAGUUGAAUAAAUUGGCCUUUUUGAACCAGUUCCACUUUGGUGUGUUUUAUGCAUUUGUGAAGCUAAAGGAGCAGGAAUGCCGGAACAUUGUGUGGAUCGCAGAGUGCAUCGCCCAGAGACACCGAGCCAAGAUUGAUAACUACAUUCCUAUCUUCUAAAAAGAAAAAAGAAGACAUUUCCAGAGCCCCACGUCCCCCACUGGUCCCUCUGCAGAUACUUCCUCUGCCAUAUUGUCUGAUCCAGACCACGGGGAGGGUGUGACAUCAGAUUUUAAGAUUCCGCAAAAUUUAUUUAACUGAUCAGCAACCGGUUUUGCCAUGUGUAUGGCAGGUAACUACUGGCGGUUUUACUUAAUUUCUGAACGGGCCAGCAAGGCCCGCCUUCCCCCUGGCUGUGACAGAGUUAAAGAUCAGUGUAACCCUUCGAAAUUCUCUUUAUGAAUAGCUGUAAAUGUGAGUGUGUGUUCCAAGACGCUACGAGUGCUGUACCCAUGUCCGGAUUGACUUCUAUCUGACUUUCCAUUGUCGUUCACCACUAGACUUGGUGCGUUGCGAUUCUUAAGAUAGUUCGGUCUCUGCUCCUAUGUCAGCACAUCACUUACUAGAAGGGGGGGGGGAGCGGAGCUCGAUGUACACACUGGAUCUCAAGCAUGGCAGGGUAUGACGUAAUAGCAUUAUAAAGAAUCAUGAAGAGGAUGCGGACUGGUCACUGCAGCAUGUUAAUUGUAGUCCUCUUAGGCUAGGACUAUGUGUGUAGUAUAGUAUUAUGUUGUACCUCUAUCACUGUAUCUGAUUAGAUGUUUACACGAAUAAAAAUGUCACUCUCCACCAGCUACCCGAACCGUGACCGCGAAAAAUAAUACAUGAAAACCGCUUCAGUAAAUACAAAAGUGCAUAAAGCCCACCACUAACCUGUACGUCCUGUUAAUAUGGGGACCUGUUUGGCAUACAUGUUAUUUGUAGUAAGUAGUUUUUGUAGUUGUCGGCACCUCCCCUUGUUGUAUUGAGCUUUUCCACCAUCAUGUUUGGCUUUCAAGAGGUUCUCCGCUAUUGCUUCUUCCUCUGUACAUAAUGGGCCUUCAGUGCAUACGUCAGAUGAUAGAGAUGCCCAUUCCUGCAAAAUAAUGGCCAGGGGAUUGGUUUUGUGGCUAUGGUGUCAUACCAGGUUUGAGUUACCAUUUUGGUGUGUGCAUUAACUUUGUCACAACAAGCCCUUGCACGCAUCCUACAUCUCUGUCCACCUAUGGCCAGACACAGGCGAGAAAGUCCAAUGCGAGAAACUCGCAACGUGUGUCAGUCCUCUGCUCCUCGGAUGUGUGUCUCUGCGAGACCUGGAAUCUACUGAAUUACACUGACUGCAUUAUUUCAGUGUAGAUUCCAGGUCUCGCAGGGACACAUAUGCUGUCAGAGGAGCAGAGUUAAGAAUGGGAACUCGCACUGCCGCACGCAGCAAGUUUCCCACAUUGAACUUGCUCGUCUGUGGCCUAUGACCUAAAUCAUUCCAUUUAUUUCUGUCAUGAAUGACAAGACGGGACACUUCAGCGGGACCUAGCACCCAUGUCUAAGGGCUGUGCUCCCACCUCCAGAAAUACAACUCACCCUCACCACAAUGUGUAGACCGCCUGCGCUCAGCCUCUCCAAGUCAUUUUCCCCUCAUACCAUGGUUUUCUGCUCACCAUUCGAACCUAACGCCAACUUUGUCUCCAUUGAGUGGUAGGGACUUGCACACCUCCUUCCACUACAACUUUUUCCUAUGUUCCACUCCUUGCAUUUGGAAGGCUAUUUCUUUUAAGAGGUGGGCCUAUCUCAGACAUUGAUGCCAUAUUGCUAGGAUAUGCCAUCAAUGUCUGAUAGUAGUAGGUCCCAGAGGUGAGACCUGCACUUAUCUCCAGAAUGAAGUGAAGGAAAUCACACCCCACUCAGGUGCUUUUGUAAGUCCCAUAGCAGUGAAUGGACAGAACACUGCGCAAGCUCAAUAUCAUCUGUCCAUUCACCUCUGUGGGACUGCUUGAAAUAGCCCAGCCGGUGGUUAGGUAGUUUUGAGACUCCCUUAGAGGUGAACAGAGAGUGGCCACACAUGUGCAGCUUCCUAGCGCACUUUACCGACUUGACGAUGGCAAAUCCCAGCGAUAUACCAUCAAUGUCUGAGAUGGUCCAACCCCUUUAAAUCUCAAUGAAUGAUUUAUUUUUUAUUUUAUUUUCAGGUCCAAAUUGGCAAUCCAAUUCAUUUAGGGUUCUAAUAAAUUUGACCCAAAUCGAAAGUGCUCUGAUUGGAAAAGCCUCUCAUUCUCUCUCUUAAUCUCGAUUCUCCCACAUUGAAUCACCCCAAAUUCGGGUUUGUUACAAUCAGCAUUUUUUGUAAAAAUAAAAUAAAAAAUCAGGCCAAAUUUUAGAAUCAAUUUGCUUUAUUUAUUUAUUUUUACAUUUUUUCCUGGCACUGGCCUCCUGAUUUUAAAUACUGGCUUGGGAAGUCCAAUACUGGUCAGGUACAGUAACCAAACUAUAUCGAACAGAAAGUUCUCAAUUUUCCAGAUGAGGGUAAGGAUGUAUCUGUAGAAAACUAAUUUAUUUUAGCUGCUCUUAUUCUAUGUGAAAUAAUGAAGACUCUCUCAGAAUAUAGAAAUGUGAUCAUUGCCUCUGGCCUGGUUGGGAGAGACUGUGCACUUAUCUACACUAUCUCCAAUUUCCCAACAUAAGACAGAAUCAUUGUCUAGUUGAAGGAUCAUGUUCAGACCAUGGCACUGAAGGACCACUGGGCCUCUGAUGCUAUUAGAGGGUGGCAUGUGCAAUACAUUUUAAUAGGCAUUCUACAAAAAAUCUGUGUUUACUGUAGUUGAUUUAUCCUUAGAAAUUCUACUGUUUUGAUACCUUGACUCAGUGCAACUUGCUUUCUUAAGGGAUUUUCUGGGAGUUCAAUAUUGAUGGUCUCUCUAUCUUCAAGAUAGGUCAUCUGCAUCUAAUCGGUCCAGCUCCUGGUACCCUCCCAGAUCAGCUGCAUGCUGCAGUUUCCUCACAGCAUACCAAGCACAGCACCAUACAUUGUAUAUUGGCUAUGCCUAUUCUUUUGAAUGGGACUAAGAUGCACCUAGGCCAUGGUGAACGUGACGUCACUGGCCUAGGAAGAGACUGCAGCGUUCAGUGGAGCAUCGUGACCUCAUCAAACAGCUGAUCGGUGGGGGUGCCAGGAGUCAGACCCCCGCUGAUCAGAUACUGGUGACCUACCCUGAGGAUAGGCCAACAAUAUUGAACUCACAAAUCCCCUUUAAAGCCUCAAUCCUUGGCAAAGAGCAUUCCUGUUUUUUAUGACCGUACACAGGUACACUCAUAAAAAAAGGAACACUUCAGUUCACGUGCUUCCUGCACAGUGUCUGAUUUACCAUCGUCAUCAGGGCCUGCUUUAUUGAGUGGUGGCUCCAUCCAGUUUCUUCGUUUCAUUGCCCAUCUGGUGUUAUUUUUCAUGAAGUCCUUUUCUUGAACUCUAUUGUGCAGGCGUGCCGUGAUAACUCAUUUGGCCUUCCUAUUUCUGUGCUGGACGCCUCAAGAGUGACAUUUUUAGACUCCAGUGUUAAGGAGUAGAUCUUUCCAAGGAUCUGUUGUCUGAUUUCCUCUUCCUGCUUAAUGAAGAUGUUUUACAAUUCCCUUUGUUUCAGUGAAUGGAAGCUCUUUAACCUGACAUAAAUAUAUAAAUGAUGAUAUAUGUAUAUGGUAAUAAAGUGUUGACCUUGA
Molecule: messenger RNA, 4786 nt
Organism: Bufo gargarizans (Asiatic toad)
Lineage: Eukaryota; Metazoa; Chordata; Amphibia; Anura; Bufonidae
Gene: ATP6V0D1
Product: ATPase H+ transporting V0 subunit d1
Exons: 8
Coding region: 164-1219 (351 amino acids)
Biological process (GO): vacuolar acidification; vacuolar transport; proton transmembrane transport
Cellular component (GO): plasma membrane proton-transporting V-type ATPase complex; lysosomal membrane; early endosome
Molecular function (GO): proton-transporting ATPase activity, rotational mechanism
Source: RefSeq, a predicted model, not a curated record